This is a messenger RNA of Rhopilema esculentum, 4049 nucleotides long. RefSeq lists its product as uncharacterized. The record is from RefSeq and is a predicted model, not a curated record. Lineage: Eukaryota; Metazoa; Cnidaria; Scyphozoa; Rhizostomeae; Rhizostomatidae. Gene Ontology annotation, molecular function: RNA polymerase II cis-regulatory region sequence-specific DNA binding; DNA-binding transcription factor activity, RNA polymerase II-specific. Gene Ontology annotation, biological process: regulation of DNA-templated transcription.
AGCCCCUCUGUCGGAAGAUUUCUGGCGCCACCUCUGCCUACAUCCAAGAACCAGUUAACAAAAUUAUUGAGGCAGUUGGUCCAAAAAAGAAAUAACUAAAUGGGGCAUAAUUCUUUUUUCUUAUAUGCAUCAUUCAGGAGAGUUCUUUAUUACACCAGUGCUGGCUAGAUAUUGACUUAAUUGCUCUUCUUAACAUUUUUAAAAAAAACCACUGUUUUGCUCAUUAACCAUUCAGAAUUCAUUGGUUAAGUCUACAGUUGCACCACAUAUAUUAGAUUAUCCAACUCAGUAUCAGAAUUGUUGCAAUUCCCAAAAGUCAGAAUUAUCACAAGUCCCAAAAGUAAGAAUUGUCACAAGUCCCAGAAAUCAUAAUUAUUAGAUCUCACAAAAAAUCUGAAUUAUAUAAAUGGGACAAUGGGGCUUUUGUACCUCUGCUUGCCACAAGUUGCGAAGCAUUCGGCAUUAUACAACGCUGCGCAGCAUGCGAUCGUUUGAUCUGGUUGAGGGAGGUUCAAUCGAGGAGGAAAGGAGAGGGUUUCGUUUGACUCCGAGCUUGUCCUCUCCGUCGUUGAGAGAAGGCAGUCCGCAUUGCAGUUGAAAAAAUUAGAUUCUCCUUUGUUUUCUCAAAGAAUUGGUUUAAAAAGGUUUUAUGGCCUCACGUGCUGGUGAAGAAAGGGGCCUAGACCCGUUCUUUGAAGAUAAAAUGGGCAACAAAUGCAGAUUAUGCGGCAAAAGAUUUAUGACAACAUUCUGUCGAAGGCUUCAUAGCCAUGUGCACAAAGCUAACGGCUUGAAAUGUGAAAAGUCAAUGAAACGCUGCUCGAUUUGCAACAAAAGUUUUGAGAAAGAAGCUGUUUAUAAGUUUCACAAGCUACAGUUUCACCAGAAGAAACGAGGACAGGAUGAUGAAUUUGCCACAACCACAGUCUUUCCAUCAUGGUUUAUUUCGAACGGGCCUAUGGCGGAUGAUGGAAAGAUAAAAAACAAAACAUUGAAAAGACGAACAGGUCUAUCUCAGGAGAUGAUGGGAAACAAAAUGAAAUGUCAAUACUGCCACCGAUUGUUUGCUUCACAAGAAUUUUUUUCUUCUCACAAGAAAUAUUGCAGACAUAAAUUGAAAUUCAGAUGGAAUUGUAACGUGUGUGGUAAACCUUUUGCAUCUAAACGGUAUCUUAUUGGGCAUCAGCGACUGCAUCAAGGGGAAUCAAAAUACCGCUGCAAUGAAUGUGGCAAGUUUUUUGCCAGUGCAUCAAAUUUGUGCAGGCAUUCUGAAACACAUUCUUCAACAAGACCAUUUGUCUGUAAGGUUUGUGGCCAUCGUUUUGUACGAAAUGCUCAUUUGAAGCAACACAUGAGGAUCCACAGUGAGGAGAAACCUUAUGUUUGUGACAUUUGCGGUCAAUCAUUCCGUGUUUUAUACAGUCUAAAGUAUCAUGUCAGUAAACACACUGGUGUCAAGCAGCAUUACUGUAAUUAUUGUGGCAAAGGAUUCAUGCAGCCAAGUGACCUUAAACGCCAUAGCCGCAUGCAUUCUGGGGAAAGACCAUACAAAUGUGACAAAUGUGGAAAACUUUUUGCAAGUGCUUCAAAUUACAAAAGACACCAAUUCACCCAUGAUCGACAAAAACCUUACUGCUGUGACUUGUGUGAUAAAUCCUUUACAAGAGCACAAGAUCUUGAAGGUCACCGUAGGAUUCAUACGAAUGAGCGGCCAUUUGUCUGUGAACUGUGUAACAAAGCCUUCACUAGACAGCAGCAUUUAAAGAAACAUCUACAAACACAUACAGAACAGAAGCCAUUUAUAUGUGAUGUUUGUGGUAAAAGGGUAUCAACUUCAUGGUCUUUGCGUAGUCAUAUGAGAACUCAUACUGGAAAAAAGAUGUUUUCUUGCACUAAGUGUGAUAAAGAGUUUUCUGAGAUUCGAUACCUUAAAUAUCAUAUUCGUGUUCACGAGAAUGAUAGACCAUUCAAAUGCAAGUUGUGUCCAAAAGCUUUCACUCGCUCUUCACAUUUGAAAUCCCAUGAAUUCUCACAUUCAAAAGAAAAACAGUUCAAAUGUGACGCUUGCGGUAAGGGGUUUACAUUGUCAUCAAACUUGAAGACACAUUUACGUAUACACGAGGGCCUAAAGCCCUAUGCUUGUGAAGUAUGUGGAAAAGCUUUUUCAAGCUCAAGUAACCGUUACACUCACCAAAAGAUUCAUGAGCAACAUGAAACUGGUGUGAAAGAGUUUGUGUGUGAUGCAUGUGGCAGACAGUUCAGCAGUGCAAGUAACAGAGGAACUCAUAGAAAAUCACACUGCCCUGUCCUCAAGGCAAAGAUAAAGGUUGAAAGUGUUGAAUAGUUGGCAAAUUUGAAUUUUAGUAUCAUUUAUGUUUAGAUUUUGAGUAUCCUAUCUCUUGAUUUUCUGUAUCUGGUUAGCAAGGUAAUGAUCAAGCAUUUUUGUUAAAUCAAUUUCAUUAUGCUUAAUCCUACAACCUUGUAGUUUUAAUAUUCAAGUAAAGCUUUUCAGGAAUUGUUUCCCAUGAACUUUGGAUUUGUGUUUUGUAUUACAGAAUUUUUUGUGACAAAUUAUGGCAAAUUUUUGUAUUAAUGAUGUAUUUGCUAAUUUAUGUGAAUUUUUAUUUUAGUUUUGUGCCCUCUACUGGAUUUCAUAAUUGCGUGAUAGGUAUUUGUUCUCCAAUAAAAUUUAUUUAUGCUAAGGGCCUGUUUAUAUGGAAGAGGGCUAGCCCUCCUAGAGGGCUGGCCCUCUUUACUGAAGUCUCACCUCCUGGUAUAAUCCCUUAUGAAAAUUGUUUUGGUUUAUAUAAGGGGAGGGCUGGCCCUCCUAGCCAAGAUCUUGGUGUUGAGUACCCGAGAUCUCACCCAGGAGGGCUGGAAAUUUCCCAUAUAAACACAAUUAGGAGGGCUGGCCCUCCUAGGCGAGAUGCAAAGUAACAAGUGCGCAUGCAUAACUGAGUCCUUUGCAUCUAAAAAUGGCUAUCAUUUGAGAUAACAUCAACAGAAAACAUUUUCGGUCAGCCAUGUUGAUGAAAGAGCAACAAAAAAGCGUGAAAUUGCAACUCUUUGACAAACACUACACAGGGGCUUAAUUUCAGCCCUCCUUGGAGGGCCAGAAAAUCUCAUGUAAACGCAUGGUGAAAUUCAGCCCUUAGAGGGUUACCCCUCUCUUCAUAUAAACGGGCCCUAAGUAGAAGUGCCAGAUUUGGCUACAAGCCAAGGCAAGAUUGGGCUCAAGAUAACAGAUGUUUUGACAAAACGUUGUUGUGCACAAUUUGGUGUUGACACAACCAGGUUAUGUCCUUGUUUAUAGUGCAAUGUAAUUUCUAAAGAAAUGUUCCUCAGAACUAUAAAAUAGCAAGCCAAAAAGUUUUAAACUUGUCAUAGAAGUGCCACAUGAACAAAUAUUAUUUAGCUUUUUAUCUAAUUUAGCCACAUUAUACCUUUUAAUUUAUUUGAUUAUAAGCUACCCUCAGUUAAAAGCCACAGCAAGUUUGUUUUAUAAAAAUGUAAAUUGCCCCUGAUUAUAAACUGCACCCAAAAACAAUACAGUAAUACUUUGUUUGAUAUGAUGGACACAAAAACUAAUAAAAACGAAAUACUUAAAUACAAAAUAGAUAUGAUAAGUUUAACCAACUACAAUAUUGUCUAACAUGGGGUCAUCAAUUUUGUCCAAAGUAUUUUUUCCUAAUCUUCUCAAUUAUAUCUGUCAGCUUCAAGGUAGCAGAAAAGCUUGGCAGGAUCUUGAUAAAACAAUGCAAGCCACCCCCAUUUAUGAUGCUCUUGAUUUUAAACUACAGGAAAUCAGUCAACAAAUAUUUAAAAGCUGUAGCUUAUUAUCAAAUAAUUAUGGUACAUGAAACCUCCACAGAUACAGUCAUAAUGGCUUUUUUACACAAUUUGUUUUUUUCUUCUUCUUUAAUUUUCUUUGAUAUUCUUAAGAUUGUUUGACAUUUACAUUAAGAAAAUGUUUAAUAGAUGCUGGAUGAUGUUUCAGCUGGACUUGUAAGCAUAUAUUUAUCAUUUUAAUGCACUGUAGCAUUAUAUAA